GACUAGUGAUUGAAUACCACAAUCACAUAAUCACCUGUAGAAAAGAAAACUUUCGUCAUUGUAACCUUGUAAACAUUUUUUUUUUUUAGAUCUGUGGACAAGUUUGGCAACGCUGUAUUAUUUACGUUCAUCGCAAUGACCUGAUUCCGGCUUUUACAAAUCGGGGGGCGAGUAUACCAAAUAGAACAGCAAUAACAAGAUGUGAAGGGGGUCUGUUCGUAUUUCAACAGCCACGUCCUUGCACACCAAUCACAGUAGAGUUCCUGACGUCAUUCAUAUCUGGGGGAUGAGUAGUUUUGAAAACAAAUUGUAGUGGAGGUGUGUUUGGGAGUGCGUGGGGAAAUUUAAAGGUGGUUUGGUAGAAAAAAUGGACUCGCUUAGGGAGCAAGUAAUGAUAAAUCAAUUUGUACUAGCUGCAGGUUGUGCGCGGGAGCAAGCCAAACAGCUUUUGCAAGCAGCACACUGGCAGUUCGAGACGGCGCUGUCCAUCUUCUUCCAGGAGGCGGCGAUCCCAAGCUGUCCCCAGGGAGCUGCCACACGCUACGGACAGGUGUGUACCCCGUGCAAUACUCCAGCAACACCUCCGAACUUCCCAGAAGCCCUGCUGGCAUUCUCCAAAAUGUCCACAAAUGAAAAACUGGGCACUUCUCCUUCGGGUGUGUAUUCUACAUCACCCAGCCAGCCCACUCAGCCACCUCAACAUUUACAUCAACCACAACAGGCAUUCCACGCUACGGUCAGUAUCCCACAUCCUCUUCAAAUGCCAUCAAAGUCGGCUGCAAACAUGACGGUGGAGCUGCAGAGAUAAGCCAGGAAGGCUGUUGUCCCGGACUUAAAGAUAGGCAGGACGCUGGAGCAAUUGGUAGCAUGCUGUGCUGUUUGUCGGAGGCUCCAGGUUGGCUACGAGAUACGCUGGCAUAAUGCCCCUGCUAUGGGUUGUCAUUGUUAGUGCAGCAUACACUACUGCAGUCAAACAAAAUAGAUGAACCGCUAAUGUUUCAUGUGACUUUUUGUUUAAUCAUAAAUAAUUAUGUAUUUGCAUGGAAGAAUCAUGAUACACUAGAUACUAGUCGUACACUUGCAGUUAUGUACAAUGAUGAAAGAAAACUGAAAAUGUAUUCUCUGAUUAAAAAGAGUUUUGAUAGACAAUAAUAGUUCUUAUCACAUUAAUGAAUGUAACAAAGCUGUAAGUACUGAAAGGAAAUACUUUCAAAGUUAAAGUUUUAUGUGUAUAUAAUUUAAUUAUGUAUGUUAAUAAGCUCUUUUUAUUUUAGAGCUUUUAUACAUAUUUCUCAUCAUCUGGAGGAAGAUAUGAUAUGAAUAGUGCAGACUCUCAUGCUGGUGUGUUUACCAAAUAAUGUUUUAAAAUGUGGUCUCCCAAAAACCAACAUACAUUGCAAAUAUUUGUUUAUGUUACACAUUAAAUGUUGCAUGGUAAUUCAUCCAGCUAUGCUGCAGCUGCCCUAGACACUUUGCUGUCCAAAAAUUUGCUAUGUUGUGACAGUAGAUACUGGCCAUUAAGUACUGUAACCUCGACUAUAAUUGUGUUGAUGUUAAUAUUGUAUCUAGCAUAUCUUUGCAACCUCAUAUCACAAAACAUAGAAAAAAAUUAGUGUAUCAUACUUUUUGUUACUUUUUGUAAUGGAAACACUUUUUAUAAUCAUUCACAAUGUUGUUAGUCACUCUUAGUUAAUUGUUACAUAACUGUUGUAAGUAAUACUGUCAACUAAUCAAAAACUUAGCUUUUGAGUGUUGUAAGUAUACCAAAGGUAAGCUUUCUUUGCUGUAAUUUGUGAAUGCAAUUCACUUACCAGUCUUGUAAUUUAAGUUUGAUGAGAGUUGUACAUAUGUAUAGAUUUUUAACUUGUCUGCUAGUGCUUAUAUUUAAGCACUUGUAAUAAUUAUUGUGAUCACUGUCAAGAGAAGCAAAAUAUUAAUGCUUCAGCAAACCGAGUACUGUCUGUAUUUAUUUUCUUUCCAACCUCCGCGAACAUAACAUCUUGUGAGUUGAGAGAGCUGAAAAGGCAGAUAAAUUAAUAAAUAAUUCAUAGAAUGACA
This is a messenger RNA of Bacillus rossius redtenbacheri, 2058 nucleotides long. RefSeq names its product UBA-like domain-containing protein 2-A. The coding region runs from base 368 to 808 and encodes 146 amino acids. The transcript has 4 exons. Gene Ontology annotation, molecular function: protein binding. The record is from RefSeq and is a predicted model, not a curated record. NCBI's taxonomy places the organism in Eukaryota, Metazoa, Arthropoda, Insecta, Phasmatodea, Bacillidae.